Messenger RNA from Dendrobium catenatum, 2913 nucleotides. Its product is annotated as probable inactive ATP-dependent zinc metalloprotease FTSHI 4, chloroplastic. Bases 226 to 2766 code for a protein of 846 amino acids. NCBI's taxonomy places the organism in Eukaryota, Viridiplantae, Streptophyta, Magnoliopsida, Asparagales, Orchidaceae. Gene Ontology annotation, molecular function: metalloendopeptidase activity; ATP binding; ATP hydrolysis activity. Gene Ontology annotation, biological process: proteolysis. The record is from RefSeq and is a predicted model, not a curated record. Gene Ontology annotation, cellular component: chloroplast thylakoid. The transcript has 15 exons.
AGGUCCCCAAACCCGUCUUGCUCCAAACUAACGUCGGCAUUCCAUCAUGCCCCAAACUCGGCUGGGCAGGUCGCUGUACCACACUACUGGGUAGUGUAGCCGCGUUAAUCCCAGUCCAGCAGUCCGUCUCUCCUGGCUGCCGAAGGAGAAGACGGAGCAAGGGCUAGAAGCUAACCGAAGGGGGAUGUAUAGUCGAAGGUGGAGGUAGUUCCAGUUAUAAUUGAAAUGACGGUGAUGUUUACUACGGUGCCGAAAUCUCUUCCUUGUCAGUUCCUUAAGCCCUCGCCUCUCUUCAUCUCCUCUUCUUCGUUCCGUGGCCGUCAUCCAAGGCUCAAGGAGCACUUCUUUGUAUGGAGUCCAUUUCGAUCCGGCCUUCGUAAAGUUCGCAACUCGGAAUCCUAUUCCCAUGUUUCUUCUACCGACGGAGCGUCGUCUAGUCUGUUUGUGCCAGUGGAAGAACAGGAAGAGGAGGAGAACUCCGAAUCGGCGAGGCUAUUGGAGAAGUUGAAAAAUGCCGAGCAAGAGCGCAUAGAUAAAUUGGAAAAGUUUGAAAACAAAGCAAACUUACAGUUAGAGAGGCAACUCGUCAUGGCUUCAUGUUGGAGCAGAACAUUGUUGACUUUACAAGGAAAACUGAAGGGAACAGAAUGGGAUCCUGAGAACUCGCAUAGGAUUGAUUUUAGCGAUUUUUUGAGGCUUCUUAGCUCUAACGACGUUCAUUUCAUGGAAUAUUCUAAUUUUGGUCAGACCGUCUCAGUUAUUUUACCUUAUUAUAGAGAUGGAGGUGGGGAAGCACGUGGGAACUCUGCUAAAGAAGUUGUAUAUCGUCGCCAUAUUAUUGACCGGAUGCCCAUUGAUGCUUGGAAUGAUGUAUGGGAGAAGUUGCAUCAACAACUUGUAAACGUUGAUGUUUUUAAUGUAGAUUCUGUACCUGCUGAAGUCUACUCUACUAUUGCAACUGCUGUUGUGUGGACUAUGCGAUUUAUGCUCUCAGUUGGUGUAUACGUCUGGAUUGACCGAAUCACGAGGCCUAUUUACUCCAAAUUGAUUCCGUGUGAUUUGGGUACUCCACAGAAACCAAUUAGACAACCCCUUAAGCGUCAUGCACUAGGAUCGCUGGGCAAAAGCCGGGCGAAAUUUAUAUCAGCUGAAGAAACUACAGGUGUCACAUUUGAUGAUUUUGCUGGACAGGAGUACAUCAAGAGGGAAUUGCAGGAGAUAGUGCGAAUUUUGAGAAAUGAUGAAGAAUUUCAAGAUAAGGGAAUCUACUGCCCCAAAGGUGUGCUUCUUCAUGGCCCACCUGGCACUGGAAAGACUCUGUUGGCUAAAGCCAUUGCUGGUGAAGCAGGUCUUCCAUUCUUUGCUGCAAAUGGCACAGAUUUUGUUGAGAUGUUUGUAGGUGUUGCUGCUUCCCGGGUCAAAGAUCUUUUUGCUAAUGCUAGGUCGUAUGCUCCCUCUAUCAUUUUCAUUGAUGAGAUAGAUGCAAUUGGGAGCAAGCGCGGUGGACCAGAUAUUGGCGGGGUGAGAUUUAUAUUGGAUAUAUUGGAGUUUUUAGAUUUUACGUAUUCUGUUAGGAGUGCUUUGCAUUUCCUACGAAUAUUACUGACCUUACCAUGUCUUGGAUUGUUUUUCUGGGAUACUAGAAUGGAUGCGAAGAUUUUUCAUAUGAAUGAUCUAUUUGAUUUAAUGGAAACUAAAUGGAUUGGAGAAUUUUUUAGGUCUGAUCUGGAAAGGGAUUCCCUUCUUCAAGAAAUUGCAGACCUUGCAGUUGAUUUUACGGGAGCAGAGCUCCAGAAUAUAUUGAAUGAAGCUGGUAUUUUGACUGCUAGAAAGGAUAAGGACUUUAUUGAAAGGGAGGAGCUACUGGAGGCUCUUAAAAGGCAAAAAGGUACUUUUGAAACUGGUCAGGAAGAUAGCACCACAAUUCCUGAGGAUUUAAAAAUUAGGUUGGCUUAUAGAGAAGCUGCUGUGGCUGUAGUUGCAUGUUAUUUUCCAGAUCCUUACCGCCCAUUCAUACAGACUGAUAUAAGCACAAUCAGCAGUAAGCCAAACAUGCAAUAUGUUGAAUUUUCAGGAAAAGCCUUUUUUAGGAAGUCUGAUUAUGUGAACUUGAUAGUAAAAGCAUGCACUCCCAGGGUAAUAGAAGAGGAAAUGUUUGGGAUUGAAAAUUUGAGCUGGAUUUCUGCGAAGGCUACUUCUGAGGCAUCAAGACAUGCCGAGUUCUUGAUACUUCAAACCGGAAUGACAGCAUUUGGGAAAGCAUAUUAUAGAAACCUGAAUGACCUUGUGCCAAACCUUGCAACAAAAUUGGAAUUCCUCAGGAGUGAGUAUAUUCGUUUUGCUGUUGAGAAAUGCUCUUCUGUGCUGCACGAAUACCAGUCAGCAGUUGAGACAAUUACAGAUGUCUUACUAGAGAAAGGAUGGAUCAAGGCUGAUGAAAUAUGGGACAUAUACAGGAAAGCUCCACGAAUUGCUCAGAAACCUGUCAGACCCGUGGAUGAGUAUGGUGCGCUCAUUUAUGCUGGAAGAUGGGGAAUAUAUGGACUCUCUCUUCCUGGUAGGGUCACCUUUGCACCUGGAAAUGCUGGGUUUUCCACCUUUGGGGCUCCCAGGCCUAUGGAGACUCAGAUUAUCAGCGAUGAAACAUGGAAACUAAUAGAUGGCAUUUGGAAUAGAAGAAUGGAAGAAAUAAGGAAGGAAGACGUCGCAGAGGUCGAGGAAGACACAGAGAAUCCACAGCUACUGUUGGCCGAUUAUUUCAUUUAAGCGUUCAAAUUACACUGCUUGAUGUAGAACUAUUUUGAGUCUUCUCUAGUUACUAUAGAAGCUUUUGUUAUGCUCUUUUAAGAAUUAUAGAGUAGAAAACAGUUCCUAAUCAAAAAGAUAAAGCAGGGGGCUAUUUAUACUCGCAGA